Cygnus olor (mute swan) is the source of this 2696-nucleotide messenger RNA. Its product is annotated as cytochrome P450 4F22. Bases 886 to 2613 code for a protein of 575 amino acids. The transcript has 11 exons. Gene Ontology annotation, molecular function: oxidoreductase activity, acting on paired donors, with incorporation or reduction of molecular oxygen; heme binding; monooxygenase activity. Lineage: Eukaryota; Metazoa; Chordata; Aves; Anseriformes; Anatidae. The record is from RefSeq and is a predicted model, not a curated record.
AUGUGGCAUGUGUGUGUUGUGUGGGCGGCUCACAUGUGCAAUGUGUGUGUGUGUGCAAGGUGGCGUGCACGUGCAUGUGCAUGGGGUGGAGCCUCAGAAGGGGAUCUGCGCAUGUGUGCAUGCGAUGCGUGUGCACAUGUGCAUGGGUGUGUGUACACGUGUGUGCAUGCACAUAUGCAUCCAGGCUCACGUGUGAGUGCACAUGGAGUGUGCACACAUAACGUGUACACAUGUAUGUGUGCACAGAGGUGUAUGUGUUUGCACACGUGAUUGCAUGUGUGUGCAUGUGUGUGCGCACUUAUGUGUGCAUGUGUGUGCACCGACUCCGCAGCCCCAUUCCCCCACCCCCCCAAGUUCCCCCACCUCCUGCACUACUGGUUAAACUGGGUCCCAGCCAGGAGGUAGGGCUAAAACCCUCCAGGUAGGAGCCUUGGGUGGUCCCCUCCCCAUGCCCAGCAGCCCCAGUACCCAUGGGUGCCAUGCUGAGGGUGUUUCAGCGCCCAUGGGUGCGGUGGGAGCAUUGCGCCAUGCUGUGGGUGGCCGGAGCACUCAUGGGUGCGGUGGCAGGGUUGCAGCAUGCUAUGGGUGGCCCAGCACCCAGGACACGCUGCCAGCAGGCCUGUCAGGGCAUGACGGUGCCACCGGGACGUGUCGGGGCAUGACGCCACCAGGACAUGCAUGGGGGGCACAAUGCCACCAGGACACGUCACAGCAUGAAACCACCAGAACAUGUGUGGUGGGGACAAUGCCACCCGGACAUGUCAGGGGACAAUGCCACCAGCACACACACGGUGGCACAGUGGCAUCAGGACACAUCAGGGGACGAUGCCACCAGGAAACACCAAGCCACGAUGAUGACACUGGGACGCGCGCGGUGACACCCAGAUGCAGGGACACGUGACAACGCCGGGCUGUGUCCCCACCCCCAGCCCAACCUUCGCCCUGUCCCCGUUCCGGGUGCCAAAGUGCAUCCCCAACGAGUGGGGACCAUGGUGGCCACCUGGGUGCUGGGUCCCCUGGGUGCCCUGCUCUUCGCCCUGCUGCUGGGGUGGCUGCAGGGCGCGGUGGCUGCUGUCACCCGCUUCCGGGCUGCUUGUCACCAUCUGCACCACUUCCCCCGGCCACCCUGGCGCAACUGGCUGCUGGGUCACACUGGCAUGGGGAAGAACACGGAGGAAGGACUGCAGGACGUGGACCAGCUGGUGGCACGCUACCGCCACGGCUGCCUCUGGUGGGUGUCACCGUGGCUGCCCGUCCUCCGCCUCUUCCACCCUGACACCCUCCGCCCCGUGCUCCUGGCCUCAGCCUUCAUUGCUCCUAAGGACAAACUCUUCUACGGCUUCCUCAAGCCCUGGCUGGGUGAGUGGGGGCCCUGGGACAGGGGGGCAGCACCCAUGGGUGCCCCACAGGUGGAACAGGGUGCCUUGCGCAGGGGACGGGCUGCUGCUGAGCCACGGGGACAAAUGGGCCCGGCACCGGCGCCUGCUGACUCCCGCUUUCCACUUCGACAUCCUCAAGUCCUAUGUGAGCAUCUUCAACAGCAGCACCCACAUCAUGCACGCCAAGUGGCGGGCGGCGGCGGAGGCGGCGGGGGGCGCGGUGGAGCUGAACGUGCUGGAGCACCUCAGCCUCCUUACCCUCGACAGCCUCCAAAAGUGCAUCUUCAGCCACGACAGCCACUGCCAGGAGCAGCCCAGCGAGUACAUCAAAGCCAUCCUGGAGCUCAGCACCUUGGUGGUGCGGCGCCAUCACCGGCUGCUCCAUCACCCGUCGUGGCUCUACCGCCUCUCGGCCGACGGGCGCCGCUUCGUCCGCGCCUGCACCACCGUGCACAACUUCACCGCCGACGUGGUGCAGCGCCGGCGCCAAGCCCUCAACCACCUUGGCCACCAGGCCUGGCUGGAGAGCCACCAGGGAAGGAGCAUGGACUUCAUCGACCUCCUGCUGCUCACGAAGGACGAGGACGGCAACACCCUGUCGGACGAGGACAUCUCGGCCGAGGCUGACACCUUCAUGUUCGAGGGGCACGACACGACGGCCAGCGGCCUGGCAUGGCUGCUCUACAACCUGGCCCACCACCCUGACUACCAGGAGCGGUGCCGCCAGGAGGCCUGCGAGCUCCUCAAGGGCAGGGACGUGGUGGAGGUCGAGUGGGAGGACCUGUCCUGCCUGCCCUUCACCACCAUGUGCAUCAAGGAGAGCCUCCGCCUGCACCCCCCGGUCACUGCCGUGUCCCGGCGCUGCACCGAGGACAUCGCCAUGCGUGACGGGCGCGUCAUCCCCAAGGGGGUCAUCUGCCUGAUGAGCAUCUAUGGGACCCACCACAACCCCGACAUCUGGCCUGAGCCCCAGGUCUACAACCCACUGCGGUUCAGCCCAGAGAACAGCCAGGGACGGUCCCCGCUGGCCUUCAUCCCCUUCUCCGCCGGGCCCAGGAACUGCAUCGGGCAGAGCUUCGCCAUGGCCGAGCUGCGCGUGGUGGCGGCGCUGACGCUGGCGCGCUUCGCCGUGAGGCCGGAUGAGGGGAGGCCGGUGCGCCGCAAGACUGAGCUCAUCCUCCGCGCCGAGGACGGCCUCUGGCUGCGGCUGGAGCCUCUGCCGGAGGAGGCCUGAGGAACGGGGACAUGGGGACACGGGGACAACCCAGGUGGUGGCUGUCCGGCCCGAGCAGCUAAUAAACGGUGGCACGGCGGGGA